AUGGACUUGUGGAAUGGGGAUGAAGCAUCACCACAGGAAGUGCCUCCGGGGAACAAGCUGUCAGGGUUGGGAACUGACUUUGGCUUCUAUUUCCCUGAACUGGUGCUCCAAGGAGAAACACAGACAGUGGAGACAUGCUGGAAAGGAUUCCCAGAGCUGGACUGGAGCCCCUCCUUACCACAUCCAGAAGCUUCAUGGGGGACGGAGCCAGCCCCUCAGGCCCUUGCGUGGUCAGGAGACUGGGCAGACCUGUCCCACACCGCCUCUGACCCUUGGAACCACGCCUCUCAGAUUCUGGGCCCCGCUCCUCCCGGUCCUGGUCCUGUCCCUGUCCCCUUCUCCGGUUCCGAAGGGACGGUGGGCCAGAACUGUGACACCUCGAGGUCGCACGUCCAGGCUGCCAGAAACACCAUCAGCUGGGACUGUUCUGUCAGCUCCCACGGCGCCACCUACUGGGGCAAUGGCCUCAGCGAGGAGCCGCACGCGGACUGUUACAUUUCGUGGAAUGGGCCUGUGGGUUCCAACUGUACCGCCUCCUGGGAUCCGGGGCUGCAUCCAGAUUGCAGCGUCUCUUCGAAGGGGUACCAGAGUUCAGCUCUCACCACUUCCUCUGAACAGAGUCAGAAGUCUGACCAUGACGCCUUGGCUCGUUACCCCAAAACUAACCACCGAGGUCCCAUUCAGCUGUGGCAGUUCCUCCUGGAGCUGCUCCACGACCAGGCGCGUAGCAGCUGCAUCCGCUGGACUGGCAACAGCCGCGAGUUCCAGUUGUGCGACCCCAAAGAGGUGGCGCGGCUGUGGGGCGAGCGCAAGAGGAAGCCUGGCAUGAAUUACGAGAAGCUGAGCCGAGGUCUACGCUACUACUACCGCCGCGACAUUGUGCGUAAGAGCGGUGGGCGCAAGUACACUUACCGCUUCGGGGGCCGAGUGCCCGGUCUAUCCUGUCGGGACUGCUCGGAGGGCACUCAGGGAACAGAGCUCCAAUAA
Sciurus carolinensis (gray squirrel) is the source of this 987-nucleotide messenger RNA. RefSeq names its product ETS variant transcription factor 2 (gene Etv2). NCBI's taxonomy places the organism in Eukaryota, Metazoa, Chordata, Mammalia, Rodentia, Sciuridae. Gene Ontology annotation, cellular component: nucleus. Gene Ontology annotation, molecular function: sequence-specific DNA binding; DNA-binding transcription factor activity, RNA polymerase II-specific. The transcript is spliced from 6 exons. Gene Ontology annotation, biological process: cell differentiation; regulation of transcription by RNA polymerase II. The coding region runs from base 1 to 987 and encodes 328 amino acids. The record is from RefSeq and is a predicted model, not a curated record.